AUGGAACAGAUUUUAAGCGGCUGUGAGGGUGUGUUGAUCUAUAUCGACGAUAUAGUGGUUUUUGCAUCAACAAAAGAACUACAUGAUUUACGACUUAGAAAAGUUUUUGAUCGCAUUCGUCAAUUCGGUAUAACGCUAAAUAAAACCAAAUGCAAAUUUGGCGUCACAACAGUCGAAUUUUAUGGCCAUAUCUUAUCAGAAUCGGGCAUCAAACCGAAGGAAGAUAAAGUCAAAGCGGUGAAAGAAUUCCGACCACCUAAGAACGCGGAAGAGGUUCGAAGUUUUAUUGGAUUGGUCAACUAUGUAGGAAAAUUUAUCCCGAAUUUGGCAACGAUUAGCGAGCCAUUGCGCCGGCUCACAAAGAAAGGAGUGCGAUUCGUUUGGGGCCGAGAACAACAACUAGCUUUCCAUGCAUUUAAAGACAGAUUGGCCGACACUGUGACACUCGGAUAUUAUAACAUAAAAUGUCGAACGCAACUCGUAGCUGAUGCUAGCCCAGUCGGAUUAGGUGCGGUUUUAACACAAAUCCAAAAGGGAGAAAACCGAAUCAUAGCAUACGCGAGCCGUAGCUUGACCGAGCCGGAGCUUAACUAUGCUCAAACGGAGAAGGAAGCACUUGCCUUGGUAUGGGCCGUCGAACGUUUUACAUAUUAUUUGUAUGGACGUGAAUUUGAACUAAUCACGGACCAUAAGGCACUCGAAACGUUGUUCGCACCGAAAUCAAAACCAUGCGCACGAAUUGAACGAUGGGUGAUGCGAUUGAUGUCGUAUAAAUUCAAAGUAAUAUACAAGCCCGGAAAAACAAACAUUGCUGAUCCACUAUCACGAUUACUGAGGCAGAUGAACAUACCAGCAAUAAGGGAUAGCGAUGAAACUGAGCAAUACAUUCGAUGGAUCGUGGCACACGCCGAACCGAAAGCAAUCAAACUAGAUGAAAUUUCUGAGGCAUCAAUGAAUGACAGUGAAAUUCAAGCAGUCAAAGAGGCGUUGUAUGAGGGAGAAUGGUCGAAUUCGGCAUCGGCAUUCAAACUUUUUCGUUUAGAGCUAUGUUUUGCUGGUAAUAUUUUGUUGCGUGGAACACGAAUUGUUAUGCCACAAAUUUUUCGCGGAAAAGCACUGGAACUAGCUCACGAAGGCCACCCCGGCAUGACUGUAAUGAAGCGCCGAUUGAGAGCAAAAGUGUGGUGGCCGAAAAUGGACAUUCAGACAGAGGAAUAUGUUAAGAAAUGCCGUGGGUGCCUGCUGGUUAGCGCACCAUCCGCACCUGAACCGCUUAGAAGAACUGAAUUGCCGUCGGCACCGUGGCAACAUCUAGCGAUCGAUUUUCUCGGACCAUUGCCAUCAGGUCACUACAUAUUUGUAGUUAUUGACUACUAUAGUCGAUUCAAAGAGGUGGAAAUUAUGACGAAAAUUGAUUCGAGUGAGACCAUAAAACGACUUGAACGCAUUUUUGCUCGGUUUGGAUUGCCACUGUCGAUACAUGCAGAUAAUGGUCGUCAACUCGUAAGCGAGGAAUUCAAACAAUAUUGCCGGGUGAAUAAUAUCACUUUGAUCAGCACCACACCUUACUGGCCACAGCAAAAUGGGGAGGUUGAGCGUCAAAACCGUUCGUUGUUGAAGCGAUUAUCCAUCUGCCAGAGCGAAAAAGGAAAUUGGCAAGAUGAUCUGCAAAAGUACUUACUAAUGUAUCGGUCAACCCCUCAUUCGACGACAUUGAAAACACCAGCAGAAUUAAUGUUCAAUCGGAAUAUUCGUGACAAGUUGCCAUCGAUCGAUCAACAUAUUGGAAGAGGAGACAAUGAAGUGAGAGAUCGAGAUGCGGAGAUGAAACAGAAAGGAAAAGAAUAUGCCGACCGCAAACGUCAUGCUCAAGCAAAUGAUCUCAAAGAAGGAGAUGAGGUGAUAGUAAAAAGACAAAUUGUGUCGAACAAGCUUGAUACUGCUUUUGAGCCGGUUAUUCACACAGUAGCCAAGCGCAUGGGUUCGGAAGUGAUCGUGGUACAUUCCGGCACAGGAAAACAAUACCGGCGAAAUGUAGCGCAUGUGAAAAAGAUUCCCGAGCAUUCCGAGAUCCCUUUACAGCCUCCAUCAUCGGCAAUCGAAUCAACGCCGCCAGCUGAAACAUCACCGUCAUCAUCGACACAGCAAUUGCGACCAGCGACCAGAACAUCGUCACGAAAACGCUCGACGCCCAGCUACUAUCAGGAUUUUGUGCAACCAAAGCAAUUCAAGAAGAUGUAA
Messenger RNA from Sitodiplosis mosellana (orange wheat blossom midge), 2241 nucleotides. RefSeq lists its product as uncharacterized. Gene Ontology annotation, molecular function: nucleic acid binding. Lineage: Eukaryota; Metazoa; Arthropoda; Insecta; Diptera; Cecidomyiidae. The record is from RefSeq and is a predicted model, not a curated record. The transcript has a single exon. Gene Ontology annotation, biological process: DNA integration. Bases 1 to 2241 code for a protein of 746 amino acids.